AUGUCUUCGGGACUCAUCGCCGUCAAGGACAUCGUGCCCCUCUCUGUCCUCUACCGCCGCAAAGAGCUAAGACCGUCUUCAAAUGAAAAUCUACCCACUCCCAACCAACAACACAACGACAAGAUUUGUUCUAUUCAAGCUGACAUUACCAAGCUUCAAGUCGACGCUAUUGUCAAUGCUGCCAACCGCGGUCUCCGUGGAGGUGGCGGUGUCGAUGGGGCAAUUCAGAGAGCAGCAGGUCCCAAGCUUCUAGAAGAAUGUGCCACUUUGGGUGGAUGUGAAACUGGUUCGGCCAAAAUCACAGACGCUUACAGUCUUCCUUGCAAGAAAGUCAUUCAUGCUGUUGGCCCCAUCUUCGAUAAUAUCAGCCAAUCUGAGCCUCUUCUUCGGAGCUGCUAUCAAAAAUCACUCAAUCUCGCCGUGGAGAAUGAUUGUAAGACCAUUGCAUUCCCUGCCAUUUCUACCGGUGUCUAUGGUUAUCCCAGCACCGAUGCCGCUCGUGCUGCCAUUCGAGAAGUAUACGCCUUCUUGGAGAGGCCAGAAGGCCAGAAGUUGGACAAGGUCAUUUUCUGCAACUUCUUGGACAAGGAUGUGAAGGCAUAUGCUGAAGUGUUGCCGUAUGUAUCCCCGAAACUUCUUCCACUUAACUCAUUCCAGACUUUUAUUGACUCCAAGCUAUCUAGCAAUCACUUUCCCCCCACAGAGGACGACUUUUCCGACGAGAGUGAUGCCCCGCGAGAACAAUUUGCCUACCAACCAUCAGACCGGCCCGAGGGCAGUCUUGGAACAAGUUGA
This is a messenger RNA of Rhinocladiella mackenziei CBS 650.93, 795 nucleotides long. RefSeq lists its product as uncharacterized. The record is from RefSeq and is a predicted model, not a curated record. NCBI's taxonomy places the organism in Eukaryota, Fungi, Ascomycota, Eurotiomycetes, Chaetothyriales, Herpotrichiellaceae. Bases 1 to 795 code for a protein of 264 amino acids. The transcript has a single exon.